Molecule: messenger RNA, 2415 nt
Organism: Penicillium daleae
Lineage: Eukaryota; Fungi; Ascomycota; Eurotiomycetes; Eurotiales; Aspergillaceae
Gene: dscA
Product: ubiquitin-protein ligase dscA
Exons: 1
Coding region: 1-2415 (804 amino acids)
Source: RefSeq, a predicted model, not a curated record
AUGGAUAACCGCGGUUCUUUCUUCUUCUUUCUGCUGGUUUUUUACCUGCUUCUAAGCUCUCAGUCGCGUCCUCCGUUGAUCGAUGAGGAUCGUGAGCGCCAGCGUGAGCUCGAUCGAGAACAGCACGCCCUACACCUGCUGAACGAGUCGAAGUAUGGGGAUUUUGAUCCACCAGCGGAUCGAUGGCUUCCAUUCGCCGGAUUACGGAAGAACGACAGCUACGCAUGGGAGCUGUUUCCGCAAGUCCAAGGCCGCGUUCGCCAUCAGCUACAAUCUGCCCUCUCCAAUGCCGGGCUCCAGCUGCCGAGCGGGCUGGAUGAUUCCGACGUAUCGUCUCCCUUGAAUCUCACCAAGCUGUUCCUCCCAGUAUAUCGCAAUGUUACAGGGAAGCUUCGCGGGGACUGGGUACGACGGUCGGACGUACAACGCCAAACACCCCUCAACACUACCGCGAUUGCCCAGGAGCAUGAAUACUAUGACACAACGUUUAGCUCUAAUAUCACGGGCAAUGGAGGUACUCUUUAUUUCGAUAUUGAAGAAGGUGGUGGCGAAGAGCUUCGUAUUGGAGAAGGUCUUGUCCGUGAAAUACGCGCAAGUCUGACAGUCGAAAGCGAUGACUUCUGGGGAAGCAACUUGUACUUUUCGUUAUUCGGUGUGCACUUUCCCGAGACUGGAGGGAUAGUCUUGAGUACAUCUAGCGAGAAAUUUGGCGGCAUUUUCUCUUUGCCACAUUUCACACUUUCGCCUGCUACUUAUGAGCUGUCUCACAGGCUUCUGGUCAAGUCACUUUCAAACUCCAUAUCAGAGACGCGGUAUAGGGUUCCAACCUUCCUUCCGUGGUCCACCUUGGCAGGGACUGAACAGAUCGAGUUUCCGGCGCCCAAAUGUGAGCAUAUCAUCUUCCUCCAGCAACACCCUGUCAUGGUCGAUGACAUGGUCGCCGAUCGAUUGUUGCUAGAGCGGAUGGAACAAGAGCUCAGGUAUCCCGUGGGAGCCCCAAUCCCUGACCCCCCUCUCAUGGUCAUGUCGACGGUUGUCUUUUCUCCCGAUUGCGGGUACAUUCUCGAGUCCAAAGGCACCCCGGAAUUUCCACCCUCCGAUUCAUUGUACCUAUCAGGACCCAAGUAUGAGGAGUAUGGUAAAUAUGCAGCGCGUCUCAUUUUUGUUGUUUCUGGCGUGUUCGUUGGCCAAAUUGCCCUUCUUCUUCGCCAGAUCAAAGAGGCUUCGACUCCUUCCACGAGGAGUCGGGUCAGUUUCUAUACCAUUGCAUUGAUGGCGCUUGGAGAUGGAUUGGUACUUACAUUCAUUGUAUUGGAGCUUUAUGCCGCCGUAUCUUUCUUGGUAUUGGCAACUGCUCUGUUUUUGGCAUUCCUUUCUGUCAGUUACAUUGGCAUGAAAUUCAUGAUGGAAAUAUGGGCUGUGCAGGAGCCGGAGAGACGCGAGGAACGGCUAGUCAACCCGCCGACUCCCAUCGCUCGUCCAGGAACGCUGCCGUUGCCCGUCACUGCAGCCAUUCGGGACACUGGUGCGACCCCGAUUAUUCUGACCCCGGAUCAAGACCCUCCUGAUGAUGACUUGGAGCCACCGACUACCAACAACCGUACCGCCGCACCUACGCCAGCACAGCUUCGCACCGACGUGGGCUCCAUGUAUGCGCGCUUCUACCUGGCGUUCUUUGGAAUGUUCAUCAUGUCUAUCUGGGCCUUCCUCCUGCCCAGAAGGCUAGGUGCAAUCUAUGCGCGGAUCCUAUCCGGAGUCUAUCUUUCUUUCUGGGUCCCACAAAUCUAUCGUAAUGUCAUGAGGAACUGCCGCAAGGCUCUGAGAUGGGAUUUUGUCGUCGGUCAGAGUAUCCUACGGCUCUUUCCUUUCAUUUAUUUCCUUACAGCUCGAGGAAAUGUGUUGUUCAUUCGUCCUGACUGGACAACCGCCUUUGUCAUGGUUGGAUGGGUUUGGAUUCAAGCUUGGAUCUUGGCCAGCCAGGAUGUUCUAGGCCCACGAUUCUUCGUCCCUCGUGGCUGGGCACCUCCUGCCUACGACUAUCACCCAAUCUUGCGUGAUACUCACGGGCCCGACGAGGAUCUUGAAACUGGAGGCGUGCUCUCUAUUGCCUCGCUCCGAGCCGAUGAACGUGAUCUGGUGACCGAUACGAAAGAUGAUGACAAACACAAGUCCAAGGAUCGCAAGAAGGUUGUAUUUGACUGUGCCAUUUGCAUGCAAGACAUUGAGAUUCCUGUUCUCUCUGCGCCGACUUCCGCGGGCGGAAGCAGCGUUGCCGAGGGUGCCUCAAAUAUCUUGAGCCGCCGGACAUACAUGGUUACCCCUUGUCGGCACAUAUUCCACACUGCUUGCUUGGAGAGCUGGAUGAGGCUACGCCUUCAGUGCCCAAUUUGCCGUGAAUCUAUUCCCCCUGUAUAG